Magnusiomyces paraingens is the source of this 957-nucleotide messenger RNA. RefSeq lists its product as uncharacterized. NCBI's taxonomy places the organism in Eukaryota, Fungi, Ascomycota, Dipodascomycetes, Dipodascales, Dipodascaceae. The transcript has 3 exons. The record is from RefSeq and is a predicted model, not a curated record. The coding region runs from base 1 to 957 and encodes 318 amino acids.
AUGGACUACACGGAAAAAGAUAUCACCAUGCUAGAAAAUAAAUUUCAAAAAAUUUGUCAAACUGUCGAAAAUAAUGGCCAAUACAAUGGCAGUGGUCCAAAUUAUUUUGGCACAGGAGUUGCCAGAUUUCAAACUUGUUCUCAAGGAUGCACAUGUAUUGUUCAAACCUCCCAAAAUAAGAUCUCUACUUGUGCUGCUUGCAAAACGCCCUACAAUCCUAACGUUCAGGCAAUAUUAUUAUCAAUCAGAGAGCUUUACCGUGAAAAAUUUAAUAAUAAAAAAAUUGCAGAGGUGGAAUGGCUUAAUGUUAAUCGAUAUAUUGAAAAUUUACGAGCCCAGAAGAUAGACAGAACACCAGAACAUUUACAAUAUAUGCUGAAUGAUGGUCUGUUUGAUUUGGAAAACUCUAGGAAAAAGAAGAAGGUUAUUGACAUCCCAUUCGUUAUUGUCAUGGACGCAAUUUCAGUCUCAGCGUCGACUCAUUUGGGAUACAAUGCAACUGGAGGGUUUAAUCUUGCAGAGAAUUCUCUAGAAAUGAAAUCAAAAGAAAAUGUACAUCCAAUUUACAUUUUGUUGAACUGUGACACGGGAAUAAGAUCUCAUGCACCAUCAAACAAACCGAUAAAGAAACAAAACAACUCCGAAUAUUCUGACGACAAUUUUAAUCCUGGGGAAUUUUUCAAUACUGAAGAUGGAGACGAAAAUGUUAACGAGGAUGAGUUCGAUGUAACGGCAUGUGGUGUUUUUCAGCCUCUUGUUGAUGAAUUUACUUCAUUGUCUAAAUUUGGCUUUAAAGUUUACGACGCUUUUAACAAGGAGGAAAUUACAGUGCGAGUUCAUUGGCUUUAUACAAUUGGAGACAUGGCCGCUGUUUCUGAGUUGCUAGGUGGAAGCUAUUAUGAGUCUGAAGUUUUACCAUAUUUUAAUAAAAAACUGGAAAAGUACCCGACACUUUGA